This is a messenger RNA of Harmonia axyridis, 7158 nucleotides long. RefSeq names its product voltage-dependent L-type calcium channel subunit beta-2 (gene Ca-beta). Gene Ontology annotation, biological process: regulation of voltage-gated calcium channel activity; chemical synaptic transmission; calcium ion transmembrane transport. Bases 568 to 2277 code for a protein of 569 amino acids. Lineage: Eukaryota; Metazoa; Arthropoda; Insecta; Coleoptera; Coccinellidae. The transcript has 12 exons. The record is from RefSeq and is a predicted model, not a curated record. Gene Ontology annotation, cellular component: voltage-gated calcium channel complex. Gene Ontology annotation, molecular function: high voltage-gated calcium channel activity; protein binding.
CUGGUAGUGAUUGACGUUUCUUGUGGGUGAAGUGCAAAAUUUUCCGGUUCAAUUGAAAAAUAUAUGCGAAUCUGAAUAAAUCAUGGAAUGUAAAAGAUUUCCGAUGGUGUAGUGCAAGUUCAUACGCCCAUCAGGUUUCCUGCAAGAAAUCUCGGUAAAUUCGGGUGUCUGGAAGUGACUCUCUAAAUAAUUCAGGACUUUUCAGUUUGAGGGCUAGUUUCUUCCGCAGUUCGAUGGUUUUCACAACUUAAAUGUCCGGUUUCGCCCGUUCUAGUCGAUUUGAAACACACCCCGGUUAUGUAAAGGUUAGAAAAAUAAUUCGCGGUGCAAAGUAGGUCAUUCGCCCUUGUUUUUCCACAGCGUAGUCUCCAUUCGCGAUACGAAUACGUGCCGUUUAAGUUCUGCAAGAAAAGUGAAAGACAUGUUAUUGAUGGAUGCAGGUCGGUUUAUCUCGUGGCCGUCCAUCUAUCCCCGAUAUUGGUUUUUGGGUGGUUCGAACAGAACCGGACAUAACCUAUAAGCUGAAAUGACCGCAUAGAGCUAGGACAAUCAUGAUCUAAAAGGGUCAUGACAUCUCGCCAAUCGUAUAAUAUUAGUGUCAAUCCAGGGACGGCAAUUCCCCCGCUUUCCGAACAGAAUAUCGAGGAAGUUGAAGAGGAAGAAGCGUCAGCCUCAGGUGGUCCACCCCCAGUGAACACCAGCACCGGAACCCGCCAGAAACAGCGAGGCCGCAAAUUCGGUGCCUCAAGUAGUCUAAGCGAUAGCUCCUCCAGUGUCAAACGACAGGAAUCUUCCCCAACUUUGACGCUAAUAUCGUCAAAGGGUUCCGCUGAUUCGAACUAUUCACAGCCAUCUUCAGAUUUAUCACUGGACGAGGAAAAAGAAGCCCUUCGCAGGGAGAAAGAGCGCCAAGCUCUUGCUCAGCUGGACAAAGCAAGAACAAAACAGGUAGCAUUUGCUGUUAGGACCAACGUAGCGUAUGAUGGUACCCUUGAUGACGAUUCACCAGUUCACGGUUAUGCUGUUUCCUUUGACGUUAGGGAUUUUUUACACAUAAAGGAAAAAUAUGACAACAACUGGUGGAUAGGUCGAUUAGUUAAAGAAGGCUGCGACAUUGGUUUCAUUCCGUCUCCUGUCAAAUUGGAGAAUUUGAGGCUUCAACAAGUUGCGACUAGGCCGUCGAAGCUUUACUCUAGCAAAACAAACUUAGGGGGCGCUGGUAACGAUGUUUCCAGAGGUAGCACUCCUCCCACGCCUGGAGACGAAUCAGAUUCUGUCGGUAACGCAAGGUCUGGUAAGACACUCACGACACCUCCUGCCAAAGAAAAGAAAAAACCGUUCUUCAAGAAACAAGAAACAACCGCUCCCUAUGAUGUCGUUCCCUCCAUGAGACCAGUUGUUUUAGUUGGGCCAUCUUUAAAAGGAUACGAAGUAACGGAUAUGAUGCAGAAGGCUUUAUUUGAUUUCUUAAAACAUAGAUUUGAAGGACGAAUCAUAAUAACAAGAGUAAUGGCAGAUAUUUCAUUGGCGAAAAGGUCGCUGCUAAACAAUCCUUCCAAAAGGGCUAUAAUGGAAAGGUCGACAACAAGGUCAUCGUGUUUAUCUGAGGUGCAGGCUGAAAUUGAACGAAUAUUCGAACUGGCUACAACUUGCCAACUAGUUGUACUAGAUUGUGAUACAAUAAACCAUCCUUCACAACUAGCCAAAACAUCUUUAGCACCUUGCAUCGUUUACCUAAAAAUUUCUAGCCCUAAGGUCCUGCAGAGACUUAUAAAAUCGAGAGGUAAAAGUCAAACAAGGCAUUUGAAUGUACAAAUGGUAGCAGCAGAAAAAUUAGCUCAAUGUCCUCCAGAAUUGUUCGAUGUUAUAUUGGAUGAGAAUCAACUAGAAGAUGCCUGUGAACAUAUUGCAGAGUACUUGGAAGCUUACUGGAGAGCUACACACCCAGAAAAUGCACCAGCAAACGUUCCAAGAGCUAUUGUAACUCCACCUCAAGCAUCUCCUAGCGGGGACCAAGGAAGACCUACAUUACCAGCCAUUCAUGAUGUUUACGGCUAUUCAACAAAUGACCCUAGAGUACCCACUUUCCAAACGACCCACAGAAGGACUAGGCUCGAAAGAGAAAGGGAAUACGAAGAAUAUAGUGAUAGAGACAGUUUCCCACACCAUAUGCAAGGAGAAGAUUACCGAACGAUAGACCGCAGAGAACACAGGACAAGAGAAGAAGAUUACGUUGCACAUAGAGGGUCCUCAAGACGAGCAUUGAAUGCCAUCUAGUGGAGGCUUACUACGGAUCAUCCAAUUGAAGAAGAAAUCCAUGAUGCAAUUUCACCCCAAGAAGAAGAGUAUUACAAACCUCAAAUUCCCAGAGAGUACAGAGACGAUAGAUCCGAGAAAAGAAUAGAGGCAGAUGAGAGGCGUUACAGAGACAGGAGGGAGAGAGAUCGAAGGUAUGGUGAACAGAGCACGUUAUACAUGGAAGAGCAGGGGUAUACGGAGAGGAGAAGGGGAAGAGGAGCCGGUAAACCGGAGGGGAAGAACUAUCGGAAAGAACUGCUCGAAAGGUUUGGUACCAUGGGUUUCGAGGACCAUGAGAGUCCGUCACAUCAAAGGUACUAUGAUUAGGUCAUUUAUGAUUAGAGGGUAGCUGAAAUACAAAUGAAUUUAGUCUUUUCUCACCACAUGUUUUUUUUCUAUUUAGUCUCCCGAAACUGUGGUGCCAAAUUGAAAUUGAACAUUCUCCUUGAAAAAUAAACAGUAAUUUUAAUUUAUAACUUCGACGGUUUCCAGAAUUUUCCAUUUUCAAUUGAAUUCAAAAGAAUAUUUGUGUUCAAUAGGUGCUUCAUUUCGAAAAACAUUUUCAGAUGCCACCAGUGGCGUACAAGGGGGACUUCAUGGUCCCUUUCCUCCCCUAUUGAAGAAUUCAUUCUACAAUACCAAUUACUAGUCGAAAUAACAAUUGGAUAUUCAACAAAAACAAAACUUUCACAUUCAUUUUUUCAUCAAAACUGCUUUAUUGCAGGAAUUGAAACACUUCAAUGGGUUAUCAGUCUAUUUUGAAAAACAAAAUCAGUUGCAUUGAAAAACAAAAUCAGUUGCAUUGUAAAAUUAAUUUCUGCUGAACCAAUUUUUCGGUGUUUUCAAUUGUAGUAUAUUUGUAUUCAUUAAAGUGCAAUUAUCUUGAAAACGGUCAGUUUUUGCGGAUUCAAACUAGUUUUUUCAUUUUUCACUCAAAAUUGAAAGGAGAAUGCAAAAAAUGCAUAAUUUUUUUAUUUUACCAGUGGCUUAGAAAAAAGGGGAGAAAAGUGACCAUAAGGCCCCGCUUGUACGCUACUAGUCAGUGGCGUACCCAGACUUAAACCUUGGGGGGGAUAAAGAAAAAAAAUUCUCAAGUUUUCCAAAGAAGUUUGCUUACUCAUAAUAAGAUAGCGAUAUAUAAGGUUGUUAAAUAAAAUGGAUAUUCCUCCCGGGGGGGUAGACCCCCCUUUUCUUCCCCUUGGGUACUCCACUGCUACUAGUGGCAACUGAAGAUGUGGUUUUCCUUUUGAAAGAAUCACCUAUUGAACACAAACAUUCUUUCCAAUUCACUUGUGAAAUUUUGGAGAAUCUAUCUAUGAAUAAAAAUUACCUUUAAUCUCAACACUCUUUGACACCCAGUAUUUCUGCAACGAACGAUAUUUGAGGAAAGGAAUAUUAGGAAAGUCUUGUUUAUUUCUCAAGACGAAUCUUCUGUUCAAAUUUGGCACCAUAGGUUUGAGACAGCCUGUAUAUUUGUUUUUUGCUUAGUGUCCAAAUUGCAUCUUCUGAAAAGAUAUCUCAACUCAAUAAAUGAACCAUACAAUCCAAAAUUUUCUUUCAUCGUUUUUCGAGUCAUUAGGACCAAAAGUGAUCAAACCAGCUACCCUCAACUGGACUGUUCCAAUGUGAUCAUAAAUGACAGAUAUAGAACCUUUGAUCGUUUCUUCAAGGGGAUGACCCGUACCUAUUGUGAUUUUACUUAGAGUUUACUUUAGUAUAUUAUAAACUUUAAACAUUUGACCAGUGCCAUAUGUAAGUAAUAGCUCAAUUUUUAUUCAAUCUAUAACUGAAUUGAAGAGAAAUAUUUAAGCUUUAAACUGUAGCUGUACUAGAUUUUCUAAUUUUCGUGAGGAAAACAUUUCCGAUCAAUAAAUACGAAUUGUGGACAUUGAAUAUAAUCACUAAAGAACUAUAGUGCGUACAAUAAGAAGGUGAUCAAAUGGCCGAUUUGAAAUUCGAUUUUAGGCUCAGAUCUGAGCAUGUGAAUAUAGCAAUAAAUUGCCACGUGAUCAAACCUGGGCUGCCGUUCCACAAGCCUACUUGAUCCCUUUCUUCAUGAACGUUCGAUCAAAACGGGGUAUUUAGUCGUUUCGAUUAUGAGAAAAACUGUGAUUCAGUUGAUUGGAAUUUAGCGGAUGGUUACAAGUUCCAGUAGUUUUUAGUUUGUUAAUCCUACAAAAUAUUCAACUGCUAAUCUCUGGAUCUCAGAGCGUUCCCCAAUUUCGAACGAUCGAAAUCUGGUUCUCUGAUAUCGAAUCGUUUUGUUACUUAUUUUGUAAGCUUGAUUUGUUUCGUGAUAAAAAUGAAUAGCCUAGUCCUUGUAUUUUGUAUACGUAUAAUAGCUUUUCUGGAAGAAAGAACUGAACUUUUGAUGGAAUGUCAGUUUGAAUGAGUAGGAAUUUCGCUUUCGUUCUAGUUUCAAAAUACAUAAUGGUGAUAUUACAAUUUAAACUUUAUGUAUUCGACUGAUGCUAGAAAAAUAAUAUUCGAUUUAAACCUUUAAUAAUGCACAGCUUGAAUUUAAGGUGUUCAAAGAUCAUAAACUGAUCAAGUGUUGAUGGCUUUAGAAAGCAACUCUUUCACGUGAUAUUGUGUAUAUCUUGUUCAAAAAUCUAUUCCAUAUUUUUUGUUUUUGUGUAUCUUGCAUCAGGUGCUAAAAGGUGCAGCUUCAGGAAUUUUUGAGGAGUAAUAUGCUAUAGAGUUGAAUUUUAAUCUAGUUUGUCGAAAUUAAAUGACAGUUAUUCUCUUUUCACUCAAAUAGUGAUUAAAUAGCUUCUUGAGAAGAUUAUGAAUUUCGAAUAACUGCAUUUUCAAAAUGCAAUUUUCGCUUACAUUUCUCCUUUUUUUUACCAUUACUUCAAAUAGGCAAAUUUCGAUUAAUAUAAAUUUCCAUCAAGAAAAAUCCCAACCCAUCUUUUUGUAAUGAAUUUCGUAGGUGUAACAGAAUGAAACACAAAAAUGUUGAAUAUUUUCAUUCACCAAACAAGGAAUUGAUUGAAUUAUUGUAUUGACUCGAAAUGGAAAAAAAACCAUAGGAUGAAAUCCAAGUACGAUGUUAUAUAUAGCCUAUAAAACUAAAAAAUAUCUAAUCUACCUACAUUAUUGCUUUUGCUUACUUAAUUAUUAUUUCAAAAAAUUGUUGAUUUUGCAACCUUCAGAAUCUGGAUUCCAAGAAUAAUUUUUAUGAUACUGUUUUUCUUUUAUUAUGAGUACCACAUAGUUUAAAAAAAAAAUUGAAUUAAAUAAAUUGUUUAGAAAACCAUUAGGGCAAUAACUAUCGAUGGGAUCUUGUUACAGUUAUUCCAUCUGAUUUUAGAAUUUGCGAAAAGAUUACACAUGUCACAGAAGAGUUGUUUUCGAACUCUGUAUAGAAAUACGCGAAGAGCUUGAAUUACCUCAUCAUAGUUGAUAUUUUUCUCGUCAGAAUGAAAAACUGUAUCGCUCGUUUCGAUCACCUACAAUAAAACAUUCUAUUCGUUCUAACUAUAAAGGAUUGGUCUCGAUUUGGACGACAAGAGUGUAAAAAUGAAGUGAACUUUCGAUAAAAUAUAAAUAAAUUUUUUGACAAUCAUCCAUCAAUAAAAUUAGUUUGCAGAUCGAUUAUGUUCAGGAUUGUAGGUGAUUUUAUUUGAUUCAUUUUUUUAUUGUUAUCUGUUCAAGAGUUCGCCACUUAUAACUCGGAAAAAUUGUGUAGUCUCUCUUUCUUUAUGAAAAUCAUCGAUAGGUGUUAUUGAGAUUAUGAAAAUAGAAACGUUGUGACUUUUGGUACAACAAUUUUCCGUCUUGGCUGUUCCACCGACCAAUUUAAAAAAUUUGAUGAACAAAAUAAUGUAGAGGUUUUGAUUUUUUCAAACUAGCUUAAUUUGAGGAUACCUGUAUAAAUUUGUUGUAUAUUGUACAGAUUUGAUUCAGUUCUUUGUUAUCUAUAGGUUUAUAGUUGUAGAGUAUACUCAAAUUUUGCUACCAUUCAAUUGAAUUUAUUUGCUGUUUCCAUGUAGAGAAUAGUUUCUCUAAAAUUCUUAUAUAAGAUAGAGUUAGGGUUUGAAAGAAUUCAUAAAAUGUUGAAUUUCAGAGGAAUCUAAAAAAUAUUCCAUUUAUCAUUAACAUUGCCCGUUAUUAUACUUGUAUAUAUCUAUUUUCAGUAAAAUGAAUUGUAUUAUUAUGCAUUCAAUGUUAUUUUCUGGUAGAGAUGAUGACUUGGAAACUUAUCACAAUAACAGUCAGAUGACUUUCACAGCUUAUUUCAUGUUGACGAUUGAUCUUAUGAGCUUUCAACCAUCAAUUCUUAACAAAAACUUGAUAUAAUGAUGUCACAAAAAAAAGAUCUUCCAUUUCAUUUGAAUAGAUAUACGUUCAACGAUAUGAUACCGUUUUAGUGCUUACUUUGGUGAAGUAUAAUAGGUACUUAUGAUCAUUAUCCCUUCUGAAAUAGAUUGGCAAAUAAUAAGUGAAAUUAUAUUCAUUUCUAUAUGAACAAUUUUUAAAUAUGAUAUAUGAUAUGGAGAACUUUUGCAUUAAGAAAAUUGAAAUUCUUUUGUUUUCUCUCAAAGCAAUUCACAUCCUUAAAUUUCCAAUUCAUCAUCUGUGCUCGGAUGUGGGAUUAUUUGUAUGAUUUUUUUCUUAUUGUUACAUGGAAUAGAAGAAUGAAUUUGUGUAAUGUUAUCGAUUUGAAAUCAGUUCCAUUUGAAGAAAAAUGUCUAUUUCAUUCAGGACAUCAUUUGAAAUACUGUGGUAAUAUAUAAUAUCUGAAUGCCUUGUCAUUAUCGUUUUUCUAUCUAUUAGAAAAUCCACAUUAAAUGUAAGGAUGAUGGUAAGCACAAUUGAUGUGCUCUUUUUUAUAAAAUAAAAAAUACAAAAAUU